UGUUUUUUGUAUUUCUAAAUGUUGUAACUAAAAACUUAGAUAAAAGAAUUCAAGAUUAUAAUUUAAUUAAGCAAGUUUUUUCAAUUUUAUUUUUUCUUCUUCUAACUAACAAGCCAUUAUACUAUCGUGAGAGCUACGCAUUGUGUUGUGUCGGUAAGGUUGCGUUCUUUCAUCAGUCCGCAGCACCGUCGAAUCCCGAGCUUGUAACAAGUAAGAUGGCCUCCACCGACUCCAGUUUAUCAAGUGAAAAUCCCGCCAAGAAGGAGGAUGAAUUUAACGAAUUUUAUUCGGAGGUUAAGGAAAUUGAGAAGAGAGAUUCUGUGCUGACACCCAAGCAACAAAUUGAUAGAUUACUGCGACCUGGAUCAUCAUACUUUAAUUUGAACCCAUUUGAAGUCUUACAAAUUGAUCCAAGUACAGCAAUAGAGGAAAUCAAAAAGAAAUACCGUCGUAUGUCAAUUUUAGUUCAUCCAGAUAAAAAUCAGGAUGACGCUGAAAGAGCACAGCAGGCUUUUGAAAUUGUUAAUAAGGCGUGGAAAACUUUGGAAAAUGAGGAAACUAGAUCAAAAUGUAUGGAUGUUAUUGAGGAGGCAAAGGCUCGAACUGAUCACAUGAUUGCAGAAAAGAAAAAGAAACAAAAGAAAGAGGGAAAAUCUGAAAACUCAGGUUCGACACUUUUAGAAGAAGAAACUGAGGAAGGUUACAGGCAUGCAGUCUGGGUCAUGACAAUGAAAUUAUUCGCCGAUAUGGAACGAAGAAGACGGGAAUUGGCGACAAGAGAUGCAGAACAGCGUAAAAGAAAACGCGAAGAAGAAUUAUCCGCGGAAGCUCAAGCAGCGAUGGAGCGCGAAUGGCAACGAAACUUCGAAGAGUCCAGACAAUCACGCGUCGAUAGCUGGAAGGCAUUCCAGUCGGGCACCAGUGCCACAAAACAGAAGAAGGCAAAGAAAUUAAAAGCCUUCAGGCCACCGAAAACGAAGGCGGAAUCGCGAUAAUUGUGAUAAUCGUCUUACGUUUUCUCUAUUUCCGGUGUGCAGAUUCUGAUUUUAGUCAACGCAAUGUUUUAUCUUAGAGAUUUUCUCGCAGUGUUAAGAUAGGUUAAACAAUCUAACACCGCAUGAUGUUGAAACCAAUAAUAAAAGUGGAUCACUUUGACUUGAAAUUAAAAAGAUAGGAGGAUACUCGAAAUCCUCAAUCUUUUGAUUACAAGCCAAGUUACAAGAAAAGAGUUUCGACAUUUAUGUUGGGUUUUAAACAUCGAGAUUCUUCAUCAAGUUUCUAAGAGAUAUUCUCAUAUUAGUAAUUGGUUUCAUCAAUCUUCUAUUAGGAUGACAAUUAAUCUUUAAUGAAUUUUUAAACAUAUUUAUUUUUUCAUUGAAGUAAAGAAAAUAUUUUUGCAGAUUACUGAGAUUAUUUCCAUUUUUCAUUAAAUCUAAUGUAACAUUGCGCAUAUAAUAUUCAAAACAAACGAACUUGUAGAAGCUUGGUGAAAUCGAUUGCAAGUCUACUUUCUUGCUUAGAUAAUCGUGAUUCAAAGUUAGAAUAAAAACAUUAAAAAGACACACAUCAGUGUUACCGCGAGCAAAAUCUUAAGAGCGAAUUUGCGCGUUACUGCGAAGGGAAAAGAUAUAUGGAUGUUGCUAACUGGAAUAAUAGCGAAGUUAUUAGAUGAAUGAUGAAUGCAUCUCUUUGUGACACAAGAUUGAAUGUGAUUUUGUAUGCGUGAUAAGCAAAAUCGCACCAUUUGAAAAUGGUGUAAAUGUCCAUUAAAAAUUUUAUUAUACGAACAAAAAAA
This is a messenger RNA of Pogonomyrmex barbatus (red harvester ant), 1795 nucleotides long. RefSeq names its product dnaJ homolog subfamily C member 8. NCBI's taxonomy places the organism in Eukaryota, Metazoa, Arthropoda, Insecta, Hymenoptera, Formicidae. Gene Ontology annotation, cellular component: nucleus. The record is from RefSeq and is a predicted model, not a curated record.